Molecule: messenger RNA, 2453 nt
Organism: Vitrella brassicaformis
Lineage: Eukaryota; Vitrellaceae
Source: the annotation of a GenBank genome assembly
UGGACGCCAGCGACACCGAGACGGACCUCUGGCAAGAUCUGUGUUCUUGUGGCUCAUGCUGAGGCUUCCCGACCCUUUAUAUCCAUGCAUCUCGCCCCGCCGCCCUCGCAAAGGCACACUCACCGACCGCCGACAACGCAGCAGCUGAAGAGGCACCCAGGAGGACGGCGCAUUCUGCCAAUACUUAUGGCGGUGCUCAGCGUGAUGGCGAUGGUCGAUGCCUCUAGGAGAUCUCAUGCGCAUGGGGCAUUCUCAGCCAUUUCCAGCGGCCCUCUUGGCUGCAGGGCAGCCAGCCAACCAACGUCGCUCUCAGCCGCAGCAGGGCGGCGCUCACCGCCCACAGCGAGAUCCAUUGGCGGAAGGGGAGCUCAGAGAGGACGACGGCAGCCCUUCGGCAGACCACGUCGUGACAGCAACUUCGAUCCGACUGCGAUGCGUGAGUUCUUUGUCCCUUGUGCGGCUGGCUUGGAGACCAUUGUGGAGAUGGAGAUGAGGAGAAUCACUGAACAGCUGGCUGGGGGCCGCGAUGCUCUCGAUGGCGGCUCUGUGGUGACGAAGCAGUCCAAGAGAGGGGUCACUCUGUGGGUCAGCAAGGACAUCCCCGCCGCUGUGCAGCUGCCCUACUGGCUUACCGUCUGUCUGCGGACCGGCCAGCGUGUCCUCGAGCGCAUCGACGGGCCAGUGGAGCUGAGGGAACGAGAUGAUCUGUGGAGCUGGGUCAACGCCAUCGACUGGCGGCCUUACAUGAGUGUCCAGGACACCCUCUCUGUGCAGGUGACUCUCGGCAAUGACGUCCCAUCAGACCUCAGGCACACCCACUUCACCGCCCUCACCGUCAAGGACGCCAUCGUCAAGCAGUUCCUCACCCGCGACAAGAGCGCCAGGCCGUCGGUGGACUUCGUCGACCCCGACCUGCCUCUGUUUGUUUACCUGCACCAGGGGAGGGGCACGCUGUAUCGGGCCUGGUCGGGUGCAGGGAGUUUGCAUAAGAGGGGCUACCGCAAGAAAAUGCCCAAGGCGGCGCUGCGGGAGACUAUGGCUGCUGGUGAGGGGAGGAGAGGGAAGGAAGCAAGCAUCCAUCAGCUAACCCCUGUCUGUGUGGACGUCAGGUAUGUUGUAUGUAUCCCAGUGGGAUCCGCAGUCGCGCCAGGUGCUCCUCGACCCCAUGUGCGGCUCCGGCACGAUCCCCAUCGAGGCGGCCCUUAUGGCAACCCGCCGAAUGCCCGGCGUCGUCCGCCUCGAGACCUUCCUCGCAGACAUGAACGUCGAGCCCUAUCGGACGAAAGGGACCCGUGUCGCCCCAGACGCAGAGAGCCGGGCCGUCAGCCUCCUCACCCACCUUCAUAGGACUUACGACGCGCCGCCGAGGCCCUCUCUUGGCGAGGACUGUCGGCACGAUAAUUAUGGCGACGAUCUGGAUGGCGGUCUGUAUGAUUCGGAUGGCGACAGUGUCAUCAAUGGCAUGAUGUCGCCUGUGGUGCGGCCUUUUCCCUUCUGCCGCUGGCCCGAUUUCGACGAGCCUGUGUGGCGGUCGGUGUUGCGGAAAUGUGUUGAGGGCGAGAGGGACAUAGCAGCAGAAGGGGCCGAGGCGCCUGUCAUUAUCUACGGCAGCGACCGGCAGGAGGGCGCCAUUGCGAUGGCCCGCGACGCAGCGAGACGGGCUGGUGUGAGUGAGCACGUCCAGUUGUCCCACAACGACAUUGCCCAUCUGCAGUUGCCGCACCGCCACAAGCCCGACGUGAUUGUGAGCAAUCCGCCGUGGGACAUUCGGCUGAACAGUGACGCCGGGGCGGCGUGGGAGGCGAUGAGGGCGUUUGUGUGCGAGAGGGCGGGAGGGGGCCGGGCCUGGCUGCUGUGCGGGGGCGAUGCACGAGACGAGCUGUUCGGUGCGAUGCGCAUGCGGGCGGCCAAGAAGCGGAGGAUUGUGCAGGGCGGCGUUGAGAUGAGCUUGAGGGCCUUUGACAUUUGGGACCUACACAGAGACAGAUAACACAGACGCACAGACGGGAAAACAGAAAAGGACAAGGGUGGGAGGGGACUGUCCAUGGUACAUAUUGGCUGCGUCGGUAGUAUUUGUCAUUUGUGGAGUGUGGUGUGCGCUGUAUGCUCAUACAUGUGUAUUCUGCACAUGGCUGAGACACCACCCGACUCAUCGACCACACGUACGUGUUGGUCAGGCCGUCAUUGUCCCUCCGCUUUCUGUGUCAGCCAGCAUAAGGAGCGAGGUGCCUCAGUGCAGUGUGACAUCCGUUGUAGUGGGUUUACGUGUGUGUCCGUGGUUGAGAGUGUCAAGACGUGUGUAUUAAUGGCAGUUAGGGGGCACGACACAGAUUGGGGAGGGAGGAACGUCGAGGGAACACGACGUGUAAGGGGUAUGUAUCUUGUUCACAUCCGUGUGCAGUGUACACCCAUUCGAAUGUGUGUCUCACGCUCAACGGGGGCGUAUGUCGGCA